Molecule: messenger RNA, 756 nt
Organism: Oldenlandia corymbosa var. corymbosa
Lineage: Eukaryota; Viridiplantae; Streptophyta; Magnoliopsida; Gentianales; Rubiaceae
Source: the annotation of a GenBank genome assembly
AUGGACAAGGUUCGAUCAAAUAUUGCAGGAUUUAAUGCGGUGAAGUUUUCUCUAGCCGGCACAACGACGUUAAUCAAGUUGGUUCUGUCCACACCCCCGUUCUUCAAUAUGCAAACGGUGAUGCUACCAUCAAGAACGUGCCAAGAGAUUGAGAAGCUAUGUAGAAGCUUUCUCUGGGGAGGCGGCGAAGACAGGAAAACACUUGAGUUUGGUAAAUUGGCACGACGUGUGUUUAAGCAAAGACAUGGGUGGACUUGGAAUAAAAAAGAAGAGAUCAAUGAACAAGGCCUUCCUCAUGAAGUUGGGUUGGGCCUUACUAAAUCAGCCAGAGUUGAUGUCUUGAACGAUGCGCAGCUAGUGAGAUUUUGGAAGGAUCCGUGGACUUUAGGGUCCAAACCCUUGGAGAAGGCACCGAUAGGCGAAACCCCAAAAGAACAGCUGAAUAAGAAGGUGAUUGAUUUCGUCAACACAGAUGGAAGUUGGGACUGGCCCCUAUUCCAACAUCGAAUUCUUGCAAGCGAGUUGAUGAAUGUGGCAGCAACGUUGCCGCUGGACCUGAGGAGAGGAAGUGAUAUAUGGUGCUGGCUGUCAUCAGGAAACCGAAUGUUUACCAUGAAAUCAGCGUACGGAGUGGUGGAGGAGGAGAGUGGAACAAGGAGAACUCCGAUUUGGAGAGCGAUUUGGACAUGGCCGGGACCUGAGAGGGUGAAAAAGUGCCUUUCGCUGGCUGCGGAGGGUCGACUAAUGACUAAUUAG